GAGUGAUUGAAUUCAUUUGUGGAUCGAAAAUGAUCGGGUUCGCGGUACUUUGUGCUUUCGUUGUUGUGCUCUUAACCCCGGUGGUGAACUGGUACUUGGAGGUGCUGAAAUAUCGGAAACUACGAGGGAUUCCCGGACCGAAACCGUGGCCCGUCAUAGGAAACUCGAAUUUAUUAGGGAAAACGCCUGGGGAUUACCUGCAAGCCUUGCUAAGGCUCCAGAAGAGAUAUGGGAACUUUUACAAGCUCUGGACCGGGCCAACCUUAAGGAUCGUCAUCAACAAACCGCAAUACCUGGAAGAGCUUCUAACAUCCAACAUCAAUUUAUCCAAAUCCAACGGGUACGACUUGUUCAAGCCCUGGCUAGGGGAUGGUUUGUUAGUGAGCACAGGCAUAAAGUGGAAACAGCGCAGGAAAAUGAUCACCCCCACUUUCCAUUUUAAAGUCCUAGAAGACUUUAUGCAAAUAUUCAAUUACCAGAUCGACAUAAUGCUCGAUAAAAUGAAUGAUGUAGUGCAGGGGGCCCCUGGGCAAACUAUCGACAUUUUUAAAUAUAUCAAUCUGAUGUCUCUGGAUAUUAUUUGUGAAACAGCAUUUGGUACCCCCAUAGGGGCUCAGUCCCAAGAAAACCCGAAAUAUGUGGAAGCAGUUAAAACUUUCCUGGAAAUCUUUGUGUUCAGGUUCUUUUCCGGAUGGAUGGGGCAUCCCUUGUUCUUCAGGUUCUCGGAACCCUAUAAGAUUUACUAUCAAACCCUUAAUACUUUGCACGUGUUUACUGAGAAAGUUAUCCAGAAAAGGAAAGCCGAGUUCGCCAAGAAGGGAAAGAUGACAGGUAUUAGGGAGGACGGUGUAAAAAUCAGGUCGGCCCUCCUGGACAUGCUCCUGGAAGCCAACCAAAAUGGCGGCAACCUUUCCGACGAAGACAUCCGGGACGAGGUUAACACCUUCAUGUUCGAAGGCCACGACACUUCCGCCACAGCGAUGUGCUUUACUUUGUACGCUUUAGCCCAAAAUCCGCACUGUCAGGAUAAAAUUUACGAAGAAUUUUGCGAGGUCCUGGGCGAGGAUCCCAAGGUCGAAGUCACUCUCUCGCAAAUCAACGAUUUGAAAUAUAUGGAUAUUGUGGUGAAGGAGGCCCUGAGGGUUUAUCAGCCUGUACCUUUGAUCGAGAGGAAUAUUGAUGAGGAUUGGACGGUUGACGGAAUCACGAUCCCGAAGAACACAACCGUCGCGAUAUUUUUGUACGGGAUGAGUCACGAUCCGGCGGUAUUUCCGGAUCCUGAUAAAUUCGAUCCGGACAGAUUCCUGGGGGAGAAACUGGAUCAGAGACACAACUACUCGUACAUCCCCUUUAGUGCGGGACCACGUAACUGCAUAGGUCAGCGAUACGCCAUGUACUCACUAAAAGCCUGCGUAGCGAAAUUUCUGCUCCAAUUCCGAGUAGUCGAGGAUCCGAACUUUAAAAUGGAAAUAGGCACUUGCUCGGUCUUAAAAUCGAUGAACGGAUAUAAGAUGAAAAUUCAACGGAGAAAGCCUGCAGGAAAAUAGUUUUCUUUUUUUUUUAUUAUAUUGAGGAAAUAAAUAUGAUUACCAAAA
Messenger RNA from Anthonomus grandis grandis, 1595 nucleotides. It is a transcript of the gene Cyp4h10, whose product is annotated as cytochrome P450 4d2-like. Bases 30 to 1547 code for a protein of 505 amino acids. The record is from RefSeq and is a predicted model, not a curated record. NCBI's taxonomy places the organism in Eukaryota, Metazoa, Arthropoda, Insecta, Coleoptera, Curculionidae. Gene Ontology annotation, molecular function: heme binding; oxidoreductase activity, acting on paired donors, with incorporation or reduction of molecular oxygen; iron ion binding. The transcript has 8 exons.